Molecule: messenger RNA, 1979 nt
Organism: Anopheles aquasalis
Lineage: Eukaryota; Metazoa; Arthropoda; Insecta; Diptera; Culicidae
Gene: Hand
Product: heart- and neural crest derivatives-expressed protein
Biological process (GO): regulation of transcription by RNA polymerase II; developmental process
Molecular function (GO): protein dimerization activity; RNA polymerase II transcription regulatory region sequence-specific DNA binding; DNA-binding transcription factor activity, RNA polymerase II-specific
Source: RefSeq, a predicted model, not a curated record
GAACCUAGAGCGUGCGAGAAUCCUUCAGUCUCGAUCGUGAUACCGUAGUCACAAGACCCACAAGUGUUUGAAGACCAAGAGUGGUAAAAUCGUGGAAAAAGGUGCAACUUAUCGGAAGUUUUUAGCUAAAUUUACUACAAUAGAAGGUGAAGUGAAAUUGUUUAAGCCAUCGAGUGAAAUCAAUCUGCAGUAAAUCAGUGAGCUGAAAGGGAAAUUUGAGAAUUGGUGCGUGGGUUUUUUUGGGAAUUUGGUGCCCAAAUGUACAACAAAAUGUCCAGCUUUGAGUCCGGUUCUUCGGAUGGCGAUCUGUGUCAGCCCGUCUGUGAUCCUGAUCCGUACUACGAAGCCAAUGGAGGGAAUUACUAUACACAACUCUAUCCAGCCGAUUCACAGAAUGCAGGAACACAAGUGAUCACGAUCAUGGAAGAAGAGGGUUACUGGGGGUCACCCUGUAGCUCGACGAACGAAUCGCAGCAGGCGGACGCCAGUCUCGGUCCAGCGCAUCCCGGCCAUCAGCGUAGCUCGUCCGCGGUCAGUACCAUUCGCUUGCUCACCGCAACGCACCUUGCCCCGCCGCCACCGUCCUGUGGCGAUCCUUCACCCUCGUCCUGCUCAUCCUCGUCCUCGUCACCGUCCACUUCUUCGUCCGUAUCCUCGUCGGUGUACGGCCACCAGCAACGGCACCAGCUACAGCAGCCAUCGCUGAUCGGUGGAUAUCCGUGUCUACGCUCACCAGACGCUGAUGCUGACCAGCAGCAUCCUCAGCAUCCUUCUCAUCACCAUCAGCAGCAGCAUCAGCAACAUCAGCACCACCACCACCAUCAACCGUCACCGGUGUACGAUUGUGCGAUGGUUUACGAGAAGAACGUUAACGCGUACAUCCCCGAUGAAGGCUACUACGGUGGUGGGAAUGGUACCCCGAUGCACGUCACUUCCGGUGGCGGUACGGCGCUAUCAAUACCGGGAACUACCACUAGUGAUCAUCACACGUCCUCAUCAUCGGCAUCGUCCUCAUCAGCGGCGUCAUCGUCUUCAUCUGUCCUGCUCAGUUCGACCGUGGAAGCUGUCCCGGGCAGUGGUGUACCGAUCGUACGAGUCGUCAAGCGACGCAACACGGCCAACAAGAAGGAACGGCGUCGAACGCAGAGCAUCAACUCGGCCUACACCUCACUCCGAGACCGUAUUCCCAACGUGCCGAAUGACACCAAGCUCUCCAAGAUCAAGACGCUACGCCUUGCCAUCUCCUACAUUGCCCAUCUGCUGGCGGUCGUAAACGGAAACCAGGACCCAUCGUGUGACUUCCGAGCGGAGCUGGUACCGUCUUCGCGCAAGAUCAACGCGGAACGGAGGGCCCAAAAGUCGCUGCUGCAAAGUUUCUCCUCGAAUAAUGGUGUGACUGGCGCCGAGGGACGUAAAAUCAAAGGACGAACCGGGUGGCCACAGCACGUCUGGGCACUGGAAACGAAAACGAGCAUCAAGUGAAGCACAACACAAUUGUCGACGGCGACAGGCCCACAGGCGAGGCGAGAAUUACUUCCCGGUAGAAUCGCGACACCAGCGGAGAGCGUCAGCCAGCAUUCGAAUCCUGACAAUUCGAUCUUCGAAUGAAUCCUAUUAAAGCGACGGUGAAGGUGAAGGUAAGAGAAUGUGAACCACAAAAACCACUUAAGACAAACACUAGAAUCAUGGGAGAAAAUAUAGAUAAAGCAUAGAAAGAAUGCUUUAUGCGAUAGCGAUGGUAAUUGCUUCGGUGUUCCAGCAAAGGAGAGAAGCUUAUCACGAGACCAUAUGUUCGUGUGCAACUUCAUUAGCUAACGUUAGCAAUAGUUAACGAAUUGUAAAUACAUCAACUCUACUCCCUGUAUGUGGCUUCUUCCUACUGCAUGACCUCGAUUGUUUUUGGUUUUAAGAUGGCUGUGCCAUUAGGUUAGUGCAAACCGCUAAGCAAACUACUCCAGAAUAAAGUCAAACGAUUUCCU